Messenger RNA from Solea senegalensis (Senegalese sole), 2947 nucleotides. Its product is annotated as CHRNA7-FAM7A fusion protein-like. The record is from RefSeq and is a predicted model, not a curated record. Gene Ontology annotation, biological process: nervous system process; chemical synaptic transmission; signal transduction. The coding region runs from base 28 to 1317 and encodes 429 amino acids. Gene Ontology annotation, molecular function: extracellular ligand-gated monoatomic ion channel activity; neurotransmitter receptor activity; transmembrane signaling receptor activity. Gene Ontology annotation, cellular component: neuron projection; membrane; synapse. Lineage: Eukaryota; Metazoa; Chordata; Actinopteri; Pleuronectiformes; Soleidae. The transcript is spliced from 5 exons.
UGUUUCAUCCCUCUCUAAGGAAUCUUUAUGAGCACGUGCAGCGUGGAUGUUCGUUGGUUUCCUUUCGACAUCCAGAAAUGUGAGAUGAAGUUUGGCUCGUGGACGUACGACGGUUGGCUGCUGAACCUUCAAAUGAUCGAUGCGGAUAUUUCAAGCUUCAUGCCCAAUGGAGAGUGGGACCUCAUUGGUGUCCCGGGCACCAGAAACGAGGCCUUCUAUGACUGCUGUAAAGAGCCUUACCCAGACGUGACGUUUGUUAUAACAAUACGACGCCGGACGCUCUACUACGCCCUGAACCUGCUCAUUCCAUGUGUGCUGCUUUCUUCUAUGACUCUGCUCAUCUUCGUGCUGCCCGCUGACUCUGGGGAGAAGAUCUCACUGGGUAUCACCGUGUUGCUGUCUCUCACUGUGUUCAUGUUGCUGGUGGCAGAGAUCAUGCCGGCCACAUCCGACUCCGUCCCUCUCAUAGGUCAGUACUUUGCCAGUAUAAUGAUCAUUGUUGGGAUGUCAGUUAUUGCUACAGUGGUGGUUCUGCAGUAUCAUCACCACGACCCAAAUGGAGGAAACAUGCCGAAAUGGGUGCAGCUUGUUUUACUGCAGUGGGUCGCGUGGUUCUUGCGUAUGAAGCGGCCAGGAGAGAAUAACGACCCGCAGCGGCCCCCGUGUGCACCCCAUCUGCGGCGUUGCUCCUCCGGCUCCCAGAGCGGCAGCAUCCCCAACCCUAUAGACCCCACCCUUCAUCCGCUUCACCCACAGAACCUGGCUCCUCUUCAGGCAGGGCCCCUGCACGCAGGACACCCUCACCUCCAGGUGCAGUCCAGUACUAACAACAAUGGGAACCUUCUCUACAUGGGCUUCCAGAGCAUGGAGGAGCCUUCAGUGCUCUCAGAGCCUGUCCAGAGGAAUAACAUCUCAGUGGGGCCUCCUCGUGGAGCAGGGAGUCCUCCUCCACACCUGCCAUCUCAGUUCUGCAGCUCUCCACCACCUCCUACCCCUAAUAUGGACACUGUAGGCUGCCCCAGCACUGUCUCCAGUGGCGGGGGCUUUGGAGGUGGUCCAGGAGGACUGGGAGGGUGUUCGACUGCAGGGAUAGGAGACCUGCAGCUACAGGCUAUUCUGGAAGAGGUGCGUUACAUGGCAGACCGCUUCCGAGAGCAGGAUGAGGCCGAGCGCGUGGCCGACCAGUGGAAAUUUGCAGGAGCUGUAAUCGAUCGUCUUUGUCUGGUAGCAUUCAGCGUUUUCAACAUCAUCUGCACCAUUUCCAUCCUCAUGUCUGCCCCUAAUUUUGUCGAAGCCGUUUCAAAGGACUUUGUUUGAUGGCAAAGCGGAAAAGGAAGAAAAAAAAGAAGAGGAGAAGUGAGCAGAAGUGGAUGAGGGGUAUUAAAGAUAAGAUGAUGGAUGAAGUGGGCAUGGAAACACGAUUUCCAGCAAACUGUGGGCUUCGUGAUUUGUGAUAGAAAAACAAAAACAGAAGUUUUUUUUUGCAAUGCAUUCUGUUUGGUAAGAGGAAUAUUAGAGGAAAGCAGAUGAGGAAGGGGGGGAUACAGAGCGACGUUAAAACGAGUUUUGGGUGAGCAGGUUGCUUUAUCAUAUUCUUGUCAAGGUGAGAUGGAUUAUGGUGAAUUCAGAGACUGUCCCCUAAAAUUAGGGGAAAGAUUAGUCCGAGAGGGGAAAGGGAGCGAAGAAAUCAGUCCAGUGCAAUCUCACGUAAGGCAGCUCUUAAAGCAAGGCUAGGAUUGCAAGAGAAAGAGAAGAGAAGCAGGCAAGUAGAUAGAGGGCAGAUAAAUAAGACAGUCAUUUGGCUGUUUCAUUUUCUCAAUGAGGGAAGCCAACCUUUCACUCCCACAUGAUGAGAGAGGACUGCAUCGUUUAAAAUGAUGCGAGGAGGAGAGCGUGUCGGGGGGGGAGGAGAGAGAAAAAGAGGCAUUUAUAAGGACAGACAACAAAGAGUGGUCCAUGAAGGAAUGAGACCACUCUUGGGCAGAGUAAGCAGUUUGAUGCACGGAUAUACAAAAGUGGACCAAGGAUCGAGAUCAGAAACGAACGGAAGAGGAUCUCAUCUAUUAUUCAAUCACAUCCAUCUAAUGACCGUCAGAUUGAAAGACCACGGAUACUCCUUAAGACUAAAAAUGCUUUUGAUGUCUCCUCUCCCUUCACGACUGCUUUAAAUUGCCAAGGCCUUAUCUCUUACGAGACGACUGCCAAUCUGCCAACAAUCAGUAGAGAUGAAAAGCUCCUCAGCCACAGUUUGCGGUGCUUAUUGUGACUGGGAAACUGAAUUCACUGGCUGUCAACAAUGCCGGGGCGAGUGACUGCACCAGAGUGAACGGAUAAUUACACUUAUUGUGGCUGACGUGAUCUUAACAGAUCUCAUUGUGUUUCGUGUGAGAGGUUUGAAAGCUCAGGUUUGGAGCGUCAGGUGUUUAAAAGACGACGAGAGGCACAAAUGAGUGAUGAUCUUUCAAAAAUGCUAAAAUAAAUGUGGUGAGAUAACAGAUUACUGUCUUUUACAGCUCCAAUACGUCACCACACUGUGUAUCCAUGGCCAUUAGUAUAUGAGGAAAAAAAGGGAUAGUUCUUAAAAAUGGGCUGCAUUAGAUUAGAUACAUAGAUAGAACAGGACGAUGAUGAUGAUGUUGAGUUUACACAGGACUGUUUUAAGCUGUGGGUUCAUUAACUUAACAGCCUAAUCUUGAAUGUUUUCAUCAACAUUUGUGUUUACAACGAGGAACUAUGUUUACUACACUCCUGACUCACAGACUGUCUGUGCUGGCUAAACUGUGUACACUCCUUCUGUCACUGUGAACUUUUGAAUCAAGGCUCGCAGCAGGUGCAACGCAAACUUCCUGUCACGGGCUGUUUUGCAGAGGGAUGUUCUCCUCUCCUCCCGGGCACUGUACGGAACAUUUCUCAUCUUGAAAAUAAAGGAUACUCCCUUUUUUUUCGA